AUGGAAGAUCCAACCAGUUCACCAUCAAUUUUAACUAAUCAUAAGAAUCAUCAUCAUCAUCAUCAUCAAACCAAUACUCCAUCUCCUACUAAUAAUAAUAAUAAUAAUAAUUCACAGCCACAAAAAUAUUCAACAUCUUGUAGUCCAGAUUUAACAUUUGCUUUAGGAAAUCUAAACUCUUCACAUCACAGUGUGACAAAAGGUUUUGUUUUACCACCAAAUAUCUCAACUCCAUUGUCAUCUUCAUCUUCAAUAUCUUCCACAUCUUCAUCAUCAUCUUCAUCUUCAUCAUCGUCAUCAUCGUCCAACAACGACAAUAACAGCAAUGGUAAUGAAGCAAUCGACAAUUUAAAAAAAGAAAAUCAACCAGUUUUAGGGAAUAGUCAACCCUGCAUCAAUAAUACACUACAUCUUGGUAAAAGUAGUGAUUCUGUAACUACAGUUGAUCGAUUAAUUAAAGAACCAGAGUUGAUACAGAUAUCAUCUCAUAAACCACCACUUGAACAACCACAACAACCACUACAACAACAACAACCGCCACAACAAUCACAACAACUUCCACCAUUACAAUUACAACCUCAACCACAACCACAACAACUAGAACAACAACAUGAACAUAAACAUCAUCACCAUCAACAUCAUCAUCAUCAUCAACAAGUAGAAAUUAAAAAACCAAUUCCAGUUUCGGCAGCGUUAUCAUCAUCAUUGUCACAAGUAAUGAGUGGCUUAAAAUCGACAUCAAAUAACCCUGCAUCAUAUCCUUCGACAUCUAGACCUUCUAGCUCGACGACGGCUGAUUCGUCGGGAACCAGCCAUGUUGGUAACAAUUCACCAUCCUCGAUAAAUAACUCGGCGUCAUCUUCAUUUACUCCUCAAACGACUGAUGCAGUAGAUGUUAAAAAUGUACUCUCAUCUCAAAUCGAAUCAAGAGAACGAGAGAUUGAAAGAUUAACCAGAGUCGCUGAAAAGGAUAAAUUGGAUUGUAUUGCCUAUUUAAAUUCUAUUAAAGAUCAUAAAGAACAAUUGGCAGGAUAUAUAAAAGAUUUUUAUGAUGAUCAAAAUAUAUCUAAUCUAACACAAUUGGGAUCAUCUACAUCAUCAGUAUCUUCUACAACAUCUUCAAUUAUUUCAUCACCUAUAUCUGCAAGUAAUGGAGGUGGUGGUGGUGGAGGUGAUAGAAAACAACAUAUUAUUGAAAAAUCAACAGCUUUGAAUGCUAUAGAAGGUACUAUUUUCCAAUCACCAUUUUUAGUAGAGUCACCAAUGAAUUCAUAUAUAAGCCAAUCACCACAAAACCCACAUCACCAUUCCAUUUCAACUGCUUCAUCCGUUGGUCAUCAGAGUCAUCUUGGACACAGUAGAAGUUUGAGUACACCCAUUUCAUCCAUGUCAUUUUGGGAUUCUCCACACCAACAACAUGAAAGUGAAAAGAGUGAGGGGUCAGUAUCCGUCCUCGUAUCUUCGUACCACAACAAAGAUGAAGAGUUGGAACGAGUUCGAUCAAGGACCACAUCUCAAUCGGUCAAAGCCAACUUUUUACGCGAAAAGUACGAAGAACUAGUACAACUGGUUCAAACUGAAAAAGAAAAUUGGAGUUCCAUAUUGGAUACAAAAAAGAAACAGGUUGAACAAAAGGAAAGAGAUAUUUGUAGAUUACUAAUGAUGGCUGAAACUCAAAAAAAAUUAUCAAUGGAAUAUACUGAUCAAAUUACAAGAUUAAAAAAAUCAUUAAUAUCAAUCGCACAAUUAAGAGGAAAUACAGCGAUUGAUGUAAAAAGAUUAAAUGAAAGAUUUUCAGUUGAAUCAUUGGCAAGUGGAUCACCGUGUAGUUUGGGAUCAUCAUUUGGAUUAUCUGGUCGACCAAUAUCAACAUCACCAAGUAAAGCCUCGCCAUUGAACAUUUCACCCAAGGCAUCACAGUUGGAAAGAAAAAAUUCAUUGGCCGAUAUUAGUUUUGGUAAAUGUCACACGGAAGAGAAAAAGGGAUUGAUCCAUAUUUGCAAAAUGAUCGAGAAAAAGGAUGAAGAAAUUAGACGUAUCAAGGACAUUAUUGAAUAUGAAAUGAUGCGCACCAACUAUCUCUCCAACAAGGUUGGCGAAUUAAAACUAAUGUUGGAAGAUGAAAGUCGUCAAGUUGAAUCAUUACAAUUAAGAUCAUUAAAAGAAGUAAGAGAAAAAGAAGAUGCUAUUCUCAAAGUUGCUCUUCGUGCUCAAAAAGAAAGAAUUAAAGCAAAUCAAUUAAAAGAAGAAAUUAAAAAAUUAUUAAAAGAUUUAAAUUAUGAUGAAAUAACAAAAACAAAAAGAGGAUUUGAUUUGGAUUCUGUAUUCAUAGAGAUGGGAGAUUUAAAUGAAUAUCAAAAUCUAUCAUUGUCACCAUACUGUGAUGAAAAUUUACAACUUAAACAACCAAAAUAUCAUCAAAUUAAUGAUCAAAAACGUUUGAAUCAUAGUAGUAAUGAACUACAUUCAAAUCAACAACAACAGCAUCAUCACCACCAUCAUCAUAAUGGCCCUUUAUUUAAUAAUAAUAAUCAUCAUUAUCAUCAAGGACAUCAUCAUAAUGUAAAUAAUAAUAAUAAUAAUAUUUCGAAUAAUAAUAAUAAUCAUACUACAGCAACAGCAAGUAUAACUACACCAAAUGCAAUGAUUGAAUCGAGUAAUAGAAUCAAUUCAAAUCUUGUUUCAUCGUCUAUAUGUAUUCCAAGUGGCGCAAAUAGAAGAGGAUCAAUCAGUUCAUUGUCAGAUUUGACCAGCGCUGGAAAUAGUCUUUCGCCAACCUUUCAAUACCUCUCUUCUUAUUUUACUAGUCAGUUCCAUCACAACAACCAUACUAGAGGUUCACCAAAAACAACUGCUGCCAUCUCUAUGAGUCCAUCCACUUCGGACAGAUCCAACAUUCUCUUUGGGUCGCCAACCGAGAUUAUCAAUUUCAAGUUACAGGAAAUCGAGAGAUUAUGUAAAUCAACUUGUCAAAAGGAUAGAGAGUUGGCCAAAGUCAAAAAGAUUGCUGAAGCUGAACGUUCCCGAUUCGCAAUCCUCAAAGAGAAAUACAAAGAAUUGAGAAUGGAAUUGUCAGAAAAAGAACAUCGUUAA
Cavenderia fasciculata is the source of this 3093-nucleotide messenger RNA. RefSeq lists its product as uncharacterized. NCBI's taxonomy places the organism in Eukaryota, Evosea, Eumycetozoa, Acytosteliales, Cavenderiaceae. The coding region runs from base 1 to 3093 and encodes 1030 amino acids. The transcript is spliced from 4 exons. The record is from RefSeq and is a predicted model, not a curated record.